Messenger RNA from Neltuma alba, 360 nucleotides. RefSeq lists its product as uncharacterized. The transcript has a single exon. The record is from RefSeq and is a predicted model, not a curated record. NCBI's taxonomy places the organism in Eukaryota, Viridiplantae, Streptophyta, Magnoliopsida, Fabales, Fabaceae. The coding region runs from base 1 to 360 and encodes 119 amino acids.
AUGGCCAGAUCCAUCAAAGCCAAGAAAAUUACACCCCAAUUCAUAGACCUUUUUGAGAUUUUAGAGCUAAUUGGACCUGUUGCAUACAAGACUACGUUGUCGCCACAUCUUUCUAGCUUACACGACAUGGUCCAUGUGUCCCAAUUAAAGAAGUAUCAUCCAAAUCUGUCUCAUUUUAUUAAACCCGAAGAGGUCAAGUUGCGAAAUAAUUUGACCUAUCCAGCGGAACCAGAGCGUAUUUUGGAUGUUAAGGACAAACAAUUAAGAAACAAGACCAUCUGCCUGGUUAAGGUCUUUUGGAAGGGCAUGAGUCCCAAUGAUACUACUUGGGAGACUGAGGAGCGGAUGCGUUAUGAGUGA